UGGUUUGAUUCAGUAUCAGUUGCAGUUUUUCAGUACUUCAAAUUCAAAAAAGAUAUCAAUACCUGAUGAUUAUUAUCAAUGGUUGGAAACCUUGAUGCAGAAUUUGAAGACAGACUAGGUCGUUUGAUAAGAGGACCAAUGUGGAGUGGCCUUCCAUCUUCAGAUGUUGGUGAUCCACUGAAGGCACGUGUCAAUUUAGCAGCUAUGAGCAAGAGAACAACUCAGAGAAGAACUUCCACCUCAGAAUUUACCACCACCCCAAAAAUACAGACUCCAGCAGUAAAAUCCAUCACAGAAACUAAUCCUAAUGGUCGAUUUUGGCUAAAAUUGGACGGAACUGAUGUGAAAGAAUCCUUACAACAUUCUGUAAAAAAUAUUUGGAAUGGGGAUGUUGACCUAAAUGAUGGGCAGCUUGAAUUCUUACGAGACGAAUACCAAUCUAGACUUGACUGGAUAAACUCCAUACAAUUGACCACCGAAGAAGACCUAAAAACUAGUUUAGAAACAGGCUUGGUAAAUUUAGAACUAGAUGAGAAAUUUCUUCAAGAUGCUUUUAAGAAGGCCACAAAUGAUUUUAGAAAGAAAAUGAAUCAGAAAAAUGCAAAUUCAGAAACACUCAAAGGCCUGAACUGGGAAGUUGUGGAAUGCAACACUCUGCUGCAGCAGUGUUUGGAAUUUAUGUCCAAGCUUAAAAGUGAUUCAGACUCCAGAGCUAAUAUUAAGUCCAUAAGUCAGGAAUAUCCAAUAUAUUUAAAGAACUUAUUCAAGAAAAAGAGGACAGCAGUGACCCACAUACUUGUUAUUGCCAUUUCUGAUGAGCAGAGGAACAUAAAGCCAUAUGCACUUCCAAUCCAGUAUUUACCCUACAAAUCUCUGAGAGACCAGUAUGUUAGAGACAUAACAGAGCCUAUUAAAAAUGCUUUAACACUGGCUGGAAUUAAUGUUGUUGGUCUUGUAACAGAUGGAGAAUUCAAUUCUCUAAGGACACAGGGAGACACUGGCCCUCUUCACACUUGGCAACUAGUUCAUGAUUCAAAAGAGGUCGUCAGAAAAAUGUCAAAAGCAACACUUGAAUCCAUGCUUACAUAUGACGGUGAUGACGAAAAUGGUAUCCCAUUCGCAGAGUUACCAAACGAAUACAUACCCUCAUAUGUUUUAUUAGACAUGGUUGACAUGUUAAAUGAUGGUCUCACUUUUGAAGACAGCAUUGUUUAUUUGUGUGGUAAACUGGUACCCGAGGGAUACACACCUUACCCAUUCCGCAGGGACACACCAGAAUCCUUCAUUGAUCGGUUAAGAAGCCUAGUAAGCACAUAUGUUUAUAGACAUACUGUCUCCAGUUUAAAAUCAGAGGGGAGAGAUUUAUCACAACACCUGUAUAUGCCAGAAAUUGACAAGACAACGUGCAAACAACAUCAUGAGAGAGGCGACCAUAACCAUGUUCUGAAGCGCAUAGCUACAUCAACAAGGGAAUGCCGAUAUCAAGAACUGGAUCCGGAGGCAUUUGACAAAGCAUUGUUGGAUCCAAGAGCAGGACUAUCUCAUGCCGCACUUACUGGACAAAGACCCCAGUCUGUAGAGGAUGCAGAAAAGCUGUUGUCUUACCAUGUAGCAGCCAGAAUGCAGCGCAAUGGGCUGAAUAUGUAACAACUGUGGCUGCUUGGCAUGAGGCUUCAGAUGGAAGAGGAAUGGGACAACUGAGACGGUGCAAGGCAAAUUAUCAGAUGUUAAACUACAUUUUAGCAGACCUUAUGCCAUGGUACGAGGAGAAUUAUGACUUCACAUAUAUUGAUGUCAACAGACCAAUGGAUAAUAUUAGAGGGUUUACCAGAGAGACGUUUAUUGAAAUAACAACAAAUAUUGAAAGCCAGGAAGUACGACGCCUGCAAAACGCAGAAUUUGGUUAUCCUGAACACCCAAGGGCUGCUACAACAGAUGAUGUAGAAUGUUUUUUUAGUUUGACGAGACGACAGAUUGGUGAUACUUUCACUGUACCAGAAUUUCAGAACCAAUGGGCAAAAAUAGUUAGAGAAUUUUGCAAACGGUUAGACCUUGAACUGCCUUUCCAUUACUGGACCAGGAAUGAAAGGUUUAAGACAGAGGAAUCAGGUUUCGAUGAAGAUGUUGAUGAGAAGAGACUUCACACAGUACGACACACACGGAGAGAAGAUUGUUCAAUAUUCACCUCAGGAAGAGCCUUCCUACCAGCAAGAAACAAAGCCUUAGACCACGUUUAUUUCGAGUUGAUGUUGGUUUACCCCCAGUACCUGACAACAUGCAGUCGAGUAGAAGUUAACUUUUUCUGUGUUGUUUUAGGUUUCAGUGGUGUAACUGUAAAUACUGUUUAUCAGAAUUCAAUGUGAUGAAUAAUUGCUGAAAUUGGACAAUUAUUUUAUUCAUUUGUAAUUGUAGUGUAAAAGUAGUGCAAUUUUGUUUUUAUUGAGACAGUUUAACAAUAUGUGAUUAAAAAUAAAAAUUUCACAGUGGAAAAUUAGAAAUAUUCCAUUACCAGUAGAUUUGCAACUUAAACUAUUUGAUUCACUUGUAUAUCACCCAUUAUGAUGUAUGCGAGUGAGAUAUGGGGAUUCAAAAAAGCUGGUAUUGUUGAACAAACCCAUUUGAAAUUUUUCAAGAAGAUCUUAAAUCUAAGGAAAAGUACUCCAAACUAUAUGAUAUAUGGAGAGCUUGGUCGAUACCCAUUGGAAAUAGAUAUUAAAACAUGUAGGUGACGAAUUUCAUUAUUUGUACCAAUGUCAGAAUGACGCUGUAAUUGAAAUACGUCAUCAUUACAUUCCCAAUUAUUAUUAUAUCAAUCCAACUACUGUAAAAAUGAAAGGUAUGUUUUCUAUUUGUAAUUCUUCCUAGCUCAGCAAAAUAAGCAAAUUCUUAUCUAAACUAGAAAAAAUGCUAAAUAUAUUAUACUAAUUUAUUAUGUAUGCCAUGUAUGCUUUGCUAUUCUUUUCUCUAAUAUGGUCUGCUAUAUAUGUAGGUAUGCCAGUUUUACAAUGCUAGGCUAUAUGUCAUGUAUGUAUGUAUGCUUUGCUAUGAUAUG
This is a messenger RNA of Mizuhopecten yessoensis (Yesso scallop), 3052 nucleotides long. RefSeq lists its product as uncharacterized. The transcript is spliced from 7 exons. The record is from RefSeq and is a predicted model, not a curated record. Bases 79 to 1647 code for a protein of 522 amino acids. NCBI's taxonomy places the organism in Eukaryota, Metazoa, Mollusca, Bivalvia, Pectinida, Pectinidae.